Molecule: messenger RNA, 567 nt
Organism: Miscanthus lutarioriparius
Lineage: Eukaryota; Viridiplantae; Streptophyta; Magnoliopsida; Poales; Poaceae
Source: the annotation of a GenBank genome assembly
AUGCCUCAUUGCAUUGCUUCACAGUGGGUCAUUUGGGAUCCUGACAUUGGUUCUCCAUGGAUAGAGGUGAAGGCUGACCGAGAAGCAAAACGGUUGAAGCAGAUGGCACCUAGUGAAAAUAAUGACAGAAGAAGGACAGAAGCUGGAACAAAUUCAGGGAACGCUAGCAAGUCUGCGGAUAAAAAGCCUGCACCUAAAGAGCCACCAAAAGACUACAUCCAUGUGAGGGCUAGAAGAGGUCAAGCAACGGAUAGCCCUAGCCUCGCAGAAAGAGCGCGACGGGAGAAGAUAAGUGAACGGAUGAAAGUUCUUCAAGAUAUUGUCCCUGGAUGCAACAAGGUACAUGUUGAACCCCAUGGAUUCAAAGCUCUGCGUUGUCAUGCUUUUAGUUCUCAAUUACCAUUUAUCGGGAAAGCAUCAGUCCUUGAUGAGAUAAUAAAUUACAUCCAGUCUUUACAGCGUCAAGUGGAGUUUUUGUCCAUGAAACUUGAAGCGAUUAAUGCUCAUAUGAACAAUGCGACUGUAGCUUUUCCAACGAAAGAUAUUAUAGGACCAGUACAUUGUUGA